This is a messenger RNA of Actinia tenebrosa (Australian red waratah sea anemone), 657 nucleotides long. RefSeq names its product G2/M phase-specific E3 ubiquitin-protein ligase. The record is from RefSeq and is a predicted model, not a curated record. Gene Ontology annotation, molecular function: ubiquitin-protein transferase activity. NCBI's taxonomy places the organism in Eukaryota, Metazoa, Cnidaria, Anthozoa, Actiniaria, Actiniidae.
AUAAUUUAUGCAGGAGAUGAGGAAUCAUUUCAAAAAUUAUUGAAUGAAGAAGCAGACUUUAUUCUUGAGGCUGGGAUCACAAAAGUAAACUGGAAGUUAGAAGACAAGGAUCAACUAGCAACUCUCUUGUGUAAAAGUCAUGUCAUAUACAAAGCUAAGGCUGCAAUUGAUCAGUUUUUGGAAGGUCUUGCAUCAACAGGUUUUCUAAAAUACAUCAAAGAAAAUCCAUAUUCCCUUAAGGAAAUUUUCUGUGUGUCAAAUUCUGAUGUUUUAAAGGUUUCUGCUUUUAGGACAUUGCUUCAUGCUCAUUUGACCAAUCCAGGGYCAAAUGAUGAUAAUAAAGCAAGAGAAGAAGAAGAAGCUACUAUGUUGUGGUGGGAGGAGUUUUUAGACAAUAUUGAAAAUUCUGAUCACAAGGGUCUCUUGAUUCAGCUCUUAAUCUUUAUCACUGGAGCUAAUAAAAUCCCAAUAUUGGGUUUUCACAAGGCUAUUGAUAUUUACUUUUACCAGUAUGAAUCAGGUGUAAAGCGAUUCCCAACAGCAUCUACAUGUGCUUUGACAUUGUACUUGCCAAGAGGAAUCCAGUCAUAUGAUGAAUUUCAUGAUCUUAUUGUUCAAGCAAUCAAAGAAGGUAGUUAUGGAUUUGGCUGCAUCUAA